AUGGCCGCAAAUUUAUAUUUUUUCUGUUUUGCCAACUCAAUUCAGAAGUUGCAAGAGAAUAGAUUUUGCAUCUUAUUUCAGCGGAGCCGUGAACCACCCACCACUUCACGAACUUUUCACGCGAAUAGCAGAAAGGCAGAGCUGACCCAUCCCCAUUCUUUUUAUUCGGAUUCAAUAUCCUCUGACGAAGAUCCAAACGACAAUGGAUUUCCCUGA
Molecule: messenger RNA, 216 nt
Organism: Acanthoscelides obtectus
Lineage: Eukaryota; Metazoa; Arthropoda; Insecta; Coleoptera; Chrysomelidae
Source: the annotation of a GenBank genome assembly